Molecule: messenger RNA, 964 nt
Organism: Aureobasidium pullulans EXF-150
Lineage: Eukaryota; Fungi; Ascomycota; Dothideomycetes; Dothideales; Saccotheciaceae
Product: V-type ATPase
Exons: 5
Coding region: 89-586 (165 amino acids)
Biological process (GO): proton transmembrane transport
Cellular component (GO): proton-transporting V-type ATPase, V0 domain
Molecular function (GO): proton-transporting ATPase activity, rotational mechanism
Source: RefSeq, a predicted model, not a curated record
CGCCGUCCGCCAUACCGUACCCAACUGCUCCUUGUCCACGUUCUCCGUGCCCCCUCCACCAGAAGCGACCUUUCACAACUCAUUCGCCAUGUCGUCGGACGCUCAACGCGAGCUCGCCCCUGCCUUUGCGCCAUUCUUUGGCAUGGCUGGUAUUGCCUUUGCUAUGAUUUUCGGCUGCGUUGGAGCUGCAUUCGGCACAGCAAAGUCUGGUAUCGGUAUCGCUGGUGUCGGUACCUUCAGAUCCGACCUGAUCAUGAAGUCGCUUAUCCCUGUCGUCAUGUCCGGUAUUAUCGCAGUCUACGCCCUGGUCGUCGCCGUCUUGAUUGCUGGUGACAUGCGUCCUCCUCCCGGCACCCACUACAGCUUGUUCACAGGCUUCAUGCACCUUGCAUGUGGUCUCUCGGUCGGCCUGACAGGUCUUGCUGCCGGGUACGCCAUUGGCAUCGUUGGUGACAUGGGUGUGAGAUCGUACAUGCAGCAAUCACGAAUCUUUGUUGGCAUGGUCCUGAUCCUCAUUUUCGGCGAAGUCUUGGGUCUUUACGGCUUGAUCGUUGCCCUUAUCCUCAACACCAAGAGCAGAGCCUAGACGUGCCUCCUCCGUCCGCUGCUCCCCUAAAACCACCUCCACACGCUGUACCAUAUACCAAAUAACAAUCAUCCAAAUCAUACCGUCAAUAGAACUUAUCACAAUGAGAUAUAUGCGCGUAGCAAGCCACGACUCUAGUAGUCUUGAACUCCCGUCUCCCCUUUCUUCUCGCCUUCGCCUACAAACUCGGCUUCUUCUUGCUCGAAGUAGUUCUCUUCUCUUUCUCUUCUGUCCCAGUCCAAGUCGUCAUAGCGUUCGUCUUCGUCGACAACCUUGUAGUCGAAGUCUUGGUCUUCGCCACGAAGGAAGCGCAUCUCGACGUAUUCGCGCCACUUUGACAGCCCUUCCUCUUUUGUCUUUGGUCUAUCUUCCUCAUCU